AGUGAAAAAAUUUGGAAAAAUAUUUUAUCGUAAAGCAUGAAGAUCAAUGAAAAAAUGGCAACUCCGAUAGAGGAAAAAGUUGAUCAAAAUUUAAAGAUCCGAACAGGGAUGGUAAAUGUCAGCGAUGGCAAAUGUAAACCAGAACCCCUUAGACUGAAUUUGACCAUGGAAUUAGUGACGUUACAGAGAUUAGAAAUUGUCACACCUACAAAUGCACAAAAUGGCCCACCCAGUGAAUCAAAAGAACGCAUGGUACAAAUCACGCGUCAAAAACAAGGCGGCCUUGGCUUGAGCAUAAAGGGCGGUGCCGAGCACAAGCUACCCAUAUUAAUCUCACGCAUUUAUAAGGAUCAGGCCGCCGACAUAACUGGUCAAUUGUUUGUGGGUGAUGCCAUAAUUAAAGUUAAUGGUGAAUAUAUAACCGCCUGCCCCCAUGAUGAUGCUGUGAAUAUCCUCCGCAAUGCCGGCGAUAUUGUUGUUUUAACCGUAAAACAUUAUCGUGCCGCAACACCAUUUCUACAAAAACAAUUGGCAAAAGAUACACCUGACUCAGAUAACGAUACAACAUGUGCUGAAUUAAAGGCUGACGAAGGAUACAAAUCCUCAGUGAAUAAUGGUACCAUUAGUCGUAGUUGUAGCAGACCAAUGUCAAUUUGUUCGGAACCCGAAAAGAAAUGGGUGGACGUUGUGGCAGUUCCCCUUAUGAUGGCGUACGUAACGCGUUACAUUUACGGCACCGAUAAAUUACGACCCAACGCCUUUGAAGUGCGUGGCAUAAAUGGCACAUCGACGGGCAUAAUACACUGUGAUGAUUUGGCCAUUUUAAGCCAAUGGCUGAAAUUGAUUAACGACAACGUUGUCGGCCUGACACAUUUACAG
Musca vetustissima is the source of this 879-nucleotide messenger RNA. RefSeq names its product gamma-2-syntrophin-like. The transcript is spliced from 5 exons. Gene Ontology annotation, cellular component: dystrophin-associated glycoprotein complex; intracellular anatomical structure. The annotation marks the transcript as partial. Gene Ontology annotation, molecular function: protein binding; structural molecule activity. Lineage: Eukaryota; Metazoa; Arthropoda; Insecta; Diptera; Muscidae. The record is from RefSeq and is a predicted model, not a curated record.